AAGUUAUUUAUUUAUCUAACCAAACAACUGACCCAAACAGAACUCGCUUUGAAACAGUAUCCAAGUAGCCUCCGCCAUGUACCACUGCGAUAACGAAACGCGUAAAAAAUUUUACGAAUCCUUUGGAGAAACUGAAGAAACGGUAACUGAACGCGUAAAAACAAUAAAAAUAUGGCUGCAGACACAAACCCACCUUCCCGAAAUCAUGGAUGAUGCAAGAAUCCGAAACAUAUUGCAUUUGAGUAAAUUCAACGUGGACAAAACGAAGGAGAAAAUUGAUAACUAUUACACCUUCAGGACCAAGUAUCCAAACGUUUUUAACGACAGCAACCCGAAAUCGCAAGCUUUGAAGGAGACUAUGGAUACAAUACACUUAUGCAACCACCCGAAGCUUCUGGAUGGUGCCCAUAGGGUUCUGUUUAUGAGCCCCAAGAAGAAAAAUGUGCUCAGUUCUAUUAAUGGAAUAAAAAUAUUUUUUUGUAUUUAUGAGAUUAGGUUGCAAGAAGACUUGAUGAUUGAUGAUGUUAUUAUUGUUAAUAUGGCCAACGUUACUUUCAGAGAUAUGUGUACAUUAUCACCUAGAAUAGCGCUAGCAGCUGUUAAAAUCUACAAAAAUACUUUCUCCAUGAGGCUAAGAGCAAUGUAUUUUGUUAAUAGUCCCGCGUACGUCUCAGUCUGGAUGGCACUUUUUAAAUUACUUUUUCCGGCCAAAAUUUUUGCCAGGUUGCAAGUCUACAGGGACAGUGAAGUUUUGAAGGACAUAUUUUCUCCCGAGGAUCUACCAAAGGAUUUUGGAGGAAGCGGGCCAUCGUUAGAUGAACUCAACGAUAUGAUAAAACAAAAAUUCGUCGACUAUCAGGACAGGUUCGAUCUUUUGGAUACACUAAAGGUUGAUGAAAGUUUAAGAGCAUAAGAAUUACUCAAACCGAUCAUUCUUUUUAUGUUUUUGGUAGAAUAAACAUAUAUAGUUUUAUGUUGUCUAUAAAUAAAAUGUUACUAUGA
Molecule: messenger RNA, 1002 nt
Organism: Zophobas morio
Lineage: Eukaryota; Metazoa; Arthropoda; Insecta; Coleoptera; Tenebrionidae
Product: retinaldehyde-binding protein 1-like
Exons: 6
Coding region: 77-913 (278 amino acids)
Cellular component (GO): membrane
Molecular function (GO): phosphatidylinositol bisphosphate binding
Source: RefSeq, a predicted model, not a curated record